Marmota flaviventris (yellow-bellied marmot) is the source of this 1770-nucleotide messenger RNA. It is a transcript of the gene Rab25, whose product is annotated as RAB25, member RAS oncogene family. Gene Ontology annotation, molecular function: GTP binding; GTPase activity. NCBI's taxonomy places the organism in Eukaryota, Metazoa, Chordata, Mammalia, Rodentia, Sciuridae. The record is from RefSeq and is a predicted model, not a curated record.
CACCCAUCCUUCCUUCACCGUGACAUCCCAUAACCUGAUGGUUCUUGGCUGGUGCAAGCUUCCUUUGCCUAUCCAGUGGUGACCUUACCUAACCUCUGCCACUCAGAGCAGAAUCUUACCCACCUGGUUGGCAAAACCUUAGGAGUGAGCUCAGAUGAGCAAAGAACUGGUUAGGUUUGGGAAAAGAAUACAUGGAAGGCCCCGGGAGUUUAGUAUCCUUGAUUGAGGUUUUGAUUGAAAGGGUCCCUCUGACUGCCCAAAAUGGGGGGCCAUUCCUUUCCUCUUCUCCCAGGUGUUCAAAGGCUCACCCAGACCCUUUCCAGGAAAAUACACACACACACACACACCCAUACAUAUAAUUUAUGUAUAUAAUUGAGACAGGUUCUCACUAAGUUGCUGAAGCUGGUCUUCAAACUUGCGAUUCUCCUAUCUCAGCCUCCUAAGUCACUGGAAGUUACUGGUGUGCAACACCAUGCCUGGUCCUUCCAGAUCUUGAAGCCCUUUGCAGACAAGAUGCCUUUGUUGUGAGACCUCGGAUCCGACAAGGAGUAGAAUCCUAGAAGGCUGCCCAGAGGCUCUGAUCUCCAGAUCCUGCCUCCGUACUCACCCCGUCUGUUCUUUCUGCCUCACAUCUUCCCUCCUCAGUGUCCUUAGAGCAGGUCUGUGCUGGUCUCCAGCGCCCGCUCUUCCUGUUCUCAGCUUCCGUCUUCUCGGUUUCCACCCAGCACCCCACCUGCCAGAACCCAGCCUCCCUGGACCUGGCUGGCUUUGAGUCGGUCCUCAGUCCCUUUGGCUGUAGAAACCAUCCUGCCCCCAAUGAGAAGAGAAGUGGGUCCAGGUCUCUUGAGAGCUGAGCGUUCAGGGCAUUGAGCUGACGCACACACUGUGACCUCUGCCACUGAAGACAUCUGCACCUUCCAUGCGGAGCCGAGAUGGGGAAUGGGACCGAGGAAGAUUAUAACUUUGUUUUCAAAGUGGUACUGAUCGGCGAGUCAGGCGUGGGGAAGACCAACCUGCUGUCCCGAUUCACGCGAAACGAGUUCAAUCACGACAGCCGGACCACCAUCGGGGUGGAGUUCUCCACGCGCACCGUCAUGUUGGGCACCGCAGCUAUCAAGGCUCAGAUCUGGGACACAGCUGGCCUGGAGCGAUACCGAGCCAUCACCUCGGCGUACUAUCGUGGAGCAGUGGGGGCCCUGCUGGUGUUCGACCUGACCAAGCACCAGACCUAUGCUGUCGUGGAGCGCUGGCUGAAGGAGCUCUAUGACCAUGCUGAGGCCACUAUUGUUGUCAUGCUUGUGGGGAACAAAAGUGACCUCAGCCAGGCCCGGGAAGUGCCCACUGAUGAGGCCCGCAUGUUCGCUGAAAACAAUGGGCUGCUAUUCCUGGAGACCUCAGCCCUGGACUCCACCAAUGUCGAACUGGCCUUUGAGACUGUCCUCAAAGAGAUCUUUGCCAAGGUGUCCAAGCAGAGGCAGAAUAGCACCCGGACCAAUGCCAUCACCCUGGGCAGUGCCCAGGCUGGGCAGGAGCCUGGCCCUGGGCAGAAGAGGGCCUGUUGCAUCAGCCUCUGACCUUGGCCAUGACCAACCCUGCCCCCCACCCCCAUGCUUCCUGAAGCUCCCCACCCCACCCCCAUUGCAGGACUCUCUGCCCUUUGGUUCACAGCCCCCCAGAGCCCUGGGGUCUUCAUGCCCCUCCAUGCGUAUCUUUAUGAACUAUCUACCCCACAUAGGCUAGGACCCUCAAAUAAAUCUGUUUUGUAUCAAU